GAUAAGAAAUGAGGCUCCUUUAGAAUAUGAACUCUAUAUUGACUGGUAGCAGGAAUAUCUAAUUUGAGUCCGAUUUCUAAGAUAUUUUGCGGCCAGUCGUUGGAUUUUAUCGGUCAGCCAAGAAAACAUGGCUGUGGUGAAGCGUCAUGACUGGUGUGCCCGCCCACCAGAUCAGACAAGGUACUUGAAGUUACCCGUCAAGAAUGUGUUCCUCCACAGGACGGACACGGAACCGUGCUUUAACUUAACAAAUGGUCUACUCUCCAUGAAGAGGAUACAGAACCAACACAUGGAUAAUGAAUCGAUGAAAGACAUACGAUUCAACUUCGUGAUUGCUGAGGAUGGGAUCAUAUAUGAAGGGUGUGGUUGGAGAAUCGGCGCCCAUACUGCGGGAUUCGACGACGUAUCUGUCGGUAUCGCUAUUAUGGGGAACAGCUUUAUGUGUAGACUACCAAAGCAGAAAGCCCUAGACGCUGUAAAAUUCUUAAUUGACCAUGGGGUUGGAGCUGGAAAGAUCGACCCCGACUACCGGCUGUACGCUCACAAGGACACCAUGUCGUCAGGCUCCGAAUGCCCUGGGGAGGCUCUCAUCAGACACAUCAGGACCUGGGACAAAUAUGAUGAUAAGAAACCGAUGAGAGAGAGCAUAGAAAGCGUCUAGAGGCGCCGUCGUACUCCCCCAGUGGUGUUCGAGGAAAAUCACCCAGAACCAACAGCUGUCAAUGAAUCGGACAUCAGACAUCCAAAUACGAAACGAACGCCACAACGGACAUGCGGAGGCAAUUAGACAUACCAAAUGGGAUUCCAUGCUUUGCCAUCAAUAUUUUCGAAACUUCAAACCAGCAGCCCCCCCCCCCCCCCCCCCCCCCUUAGAGGAACAGAUCUUCAGACUGUUUGAUAUGGUCCAUUAAUAUAUAUACUAUAAAACGCCAACGUUUAACAGUGACAUCUCACGACAGGAGAACGCCGUGCUAAUGUGACAGUGAAGCUUGGUUACAGAGCGUUCUUUUUUCAAAGAUCAUAGAAGGCGUUCCAGAGGCGCCGUCGUACUCCCCAAGUGGAUAGCGUUCCAGUGGAACAGUACACACACAUCACGUCAUGGCAGCACAGUAGCUGUCAUACAUGUGCAUAAAUACUCAACUAGGUUAUGUUUGUCUUUGAUGUAAUGUGUAGAUAACACAACUUGGUCAAGUUCUUCUUUGAUAUGAUAUACCGCGCAAAUAGAACCUGGCUAGGUUUCCUUUCAAGUCAAAUAAGCUAAGUUAGGUCGUUUUUUUCGACGAAACACGUUAGUGUCCGCAUUACCACGGACUUACUAGUAUAAAAACGUGUAUAUAAGUAAGUCCGUGGUAUCUACUAGUAUGCAAGUCUGUGGUAUUAUGCUGCCAUUGGACCAAUUCCUGCAGUAGGUUGAGAAUGCCUGGGGGUCACCACCUGCGUGUCAGAAUGAUGAUACUACUCGAGCAACUAAUUGCAACAUGGUUAUCAUUUUUCCUCGGGCAUACAUCUUGGGAAAUAUUUGGUUUGUCCCUUCCAAUCGUUUCUGGAUCCUGCAACACAGUGAAACCACACUAUACAAGACAGACAUCGAUGCUUGGCGGAGACUAGAGAUGAAUGCUUAACGGACAGAGACACCACUCUUUGACAGGUACUAAAUAAGCUACCCACAGGUGGAUACUUUUUUCGUCGCAAACUUGCCAGACUCAAAAGACUGGCGGGUACCUUGUAUGAAAAAAGAACAAGAACGGUUGAAAAACCUUUUUUGUUCGCAGUUCCUAGGUUAUCUCUGUUAGCAGUAUGGCUUGAAGCAGACUAAUAACAAGGCUAUUAAUCAUGUUACACUUAUUAAUAGGAGGCAUAGACACACUAAUACAUAGCGACGAAGAAUCCUUGCAGAUAAUUCGGAAAGAGACUCAUUAGUGCCCGAGUGUAGAAAGCCGUUACUUGCAAGAUGUCUCCAUUUGUUACUUUUUUACCCCUGUGUGUGAAUUGGCUACACUUCUAUCAGAGAAUAUUUUUACUUGGGCUUACAUCGGGUCCAAGAUAAAUACAGCCCCCCGGAUGCAUUUGUUCGUAUCGAGCAGAGUAGUUUCUUUGUAAGUCUACUUCCAAAAUGGUCGCCUG
Molecule: messenger RNA, 2124 nt
Organism: Lineus longissimus
Lineage: Eukaryota; Metazoa; Nemertea; Pilidiophora; Heteronemertea; Lineidae
Product: peptidoglycan-recognition protein LF-like
Exons: 4
Coding region: 128-661 (177 amino acids)
Biological process (GO): peptidoglycan catabolic process
Molecular function (GO): zinc ion binding; N-acetylmuramoyl-L-alanine amidase activity
Source: RefSeq, a predicted model, not a curated record